AUGGACAACAGAGGCCUCCCUUUCAGAUCAAUCCUAGCUCAUUCUCUCUGGAUAACUCUUGUUGGAAUCCUUCUCUUCACUCUCUCAACCACUAGAAGACAUAACUUUGGUUACAUCAAGUUUUUUUCUAUAUUCGGAACAUUGCUUAUAACUUUACCUUGGAUGAUCCAACUUCUUGUCACUUCUGCUGUCAUAUUACUGCACAAGACCAUAGGUUACAACCUCAUGUGGAUUGUCCGAACACCAAAACCAUCCAACGAGAAUCAUCUCACAAAUGUUGUCACCAUAUCUUCUUCUUUAUCAUCUCCUCUUCCUUCUGGCCAAGUUCUGAAGAAAGAUGACACAGGUGAGAUCGAGAUUAAAAUUGUGAUUCCAAGAAGUCCAUUGUCAACUCACUUGGAGAUUGAAGGAAGCAAUAAUACCAAACUUGUCACAAAUGGAUAA
Eruca vesicaria subsp. sativa (arugula) is the source of this 444-nucleotide messenger RNA. NCBI's taxonomy places the organism in Eukaryota, Viridiplantae, Streptophyta, Magnoliopsida, Brassicales, Brassicaceae. The record is from the annotation of a GenBank genome assembly.